This is a messenger RNA of Dioscorea cayenensis subsp. rotundata (Guinea yam), 621 nucleotides long. Its product is annotated as zinc finger protein ZAT11-like. The transcript has a single exon. The coding region runs from base 40 to 480 and encodes 146 amino acids. The record is from RefSeq and is a predicted model, not a curated record. Lineage: Eukaryota; Viridiplantae; Streptophyta; Magnoliopsida; Dioscoreales; Dioscoreaceae.
UUAUAUAACAUUGUUUGUUACUUUAUAGAUUUUUGAAGAAUGAAGCACAACGAAAGUGAAGAGAUGAUUAAAAGAAGAAGUGUUGCUGAUAUUCUCAUGCUUCUAUCUAGGCAAGAAAAUAUUCAUAAGUUGAAAUCUGUUGAUCAGGAUGUGUUUAAGUGCAAGACUUGUGGACGUGUGUUCUCUUCUUUUCAAGCACUUGGAGGUCAUAGAACCAGUCAUAGAAGACAAGCUGCAGGACUUGAUCAUAAGAGAUUGAUAGAUAUGCAACUGAAGGUGACAACGAUGAUGAUGAAGAAGAAGAAGAACAACAAGACUCAUGAGUGUUCUGUUUGUGGAUUAGAGUUUGUUAUGGGACAGGCUUUAGGUGGCCAUAUGAGAAGGCAUAAGCCAGUGUCAGUGAAGAAAGUGUUAUUGUUUGAUCUAAACUUGACGCCUUUAGAGAAUGAUAACUUGAAUAGAGCCAAGUAUGCAGAUUGACACCGAGAGGAGUCGAACAUUAGUUAUUUAGAGAAGUGUUUGUAAGUAGCUAGGGAUGGCAAUUUAAUUAAUUUCAUGGACAUAAUGGAUGUGUGUGCGUGUUUAUAUAUAAAUACACUCACAAAUAUAUGUAAAUAGUAA